Ctenopharyngodon idella (grass carp) is the source of this 3015-nucleotide messenger RNA. RefSeq names its product paired box 3b (gene pax3b). Gene Ontology annotation, molecular function: RNA polymerase II cis-regulatory region sequence-specific DNA binding; DNA-binding transcription factor activity, RNA polymerase II-specific. Lineage: Eukaryota; Metazoa; Chordata; Actinopteri; Cypriniformes; Xenocyprididae. Gene Ontology annotation, biological process: anatomical structure development; regulation of transcription by RNA polymerase II. The transcript is spliced from 9 exons. The coding region runs from base 302 to 1732 and encodes 476 amino acids. The record is from RefSeq and is a predicted model, not a curated record.
AAACUCAUAAAUGUCUCAGUAGUUUAGAACUCGCGCUCAUCCUAAACGUCUGCUAAUAACAAUAACGCGGCGGUUAUAAUUCUCGUCACCUAAUGAGAACAACAACGAAGGACCACAAAUGAGGAGAGACUGCAUCCGACUGAUAACUUUUCCUUUCAUCAUCUACUUUAUGUUUUCUUUGAGGAAUACAAAAAGACAAUCGGAGAUAAUAAUUUUUUGAUCGUGGAAUAUUUACAUGCAUUUUUUAAGCCCUGGUGGUUUGUCUGAAGUGCACUUUUAGUCAACGCGCUGCCCUGGAGCAAUGAGCGGCUUGGCAGGGACCGUUCCCAGGAUGAUGCGUCCAUCUCUCCCUCAAAACUAUCCCCGCAGUGGCUUCCCUAUGGAGGUUUCAACUCCGAUGGGUCAGGGUCGAGUCAACCAGCUUGGAGGAGUUUUCAUCAACGGCCGGCCUCUACCGAACCACAUUCGGCACAAGAUAGUGGAGAUGGCCCAUCACGGGAUCCGGCCCUGCGUGAUAUCCCGCCAGCUCAGAGUCUCUCACGGAUGCGUCUCCAAAAUCCUGUGUCGAUAUCAGGAGACUGGAUCCAUCCGGCCUGGAGCCAUCGGCGGGAGUAAAUCCAAGACUACAUCUCCAGAUGUGGAGAAGCGCGUUGAGGAAUAUAAACGGGAAAAUCCCGGAAUAUUCAGUUGGGAAAUUCGGGAUAAAUUGCUCAAAGAGGGAAUUUGUGACCGGAACAACGUACCAUCAGUGAGUUCAUUAAGCCGCAUCAUGAGAGGCAAAAACGGCGCGAGAGGUGACGAGGAGGAGGAAGAAGACGAGGAGGAGGAUGAAGAGGACAUCGAAAAGCGCGAGCAGGAAGAACACGCCCGCAGGAGCGGACACAGUAUCGAUGGGAUUCUAGCAGACAGAUCGAGUCCUUCUGAUGAAGGUUCAGACGUGGAAUCUGAGCCCGAUCUGCCGCUGAAAAGGAAACAGCGGCGAAGUCGAACAACAUUCACGGCCGAACAGCUGGAGGAGCUGGAGAGAGCUUUUGAACGCACACAUUACCCUGAUAUCUACACCAGAGAAGAGCUUGCUCAGAGAGCUAAACUCACAGAGGCACGAGUACAGGUGUGGUUUAGUAACAGACGAGCUCGUUGGAGGAAGCAAGCGGGAGCCAAUCAGCUCAUGGCGUUCAAUCACCUGAUCCCUGGUGGUUUUUCACAUCCGGCUAUGUCCAGUCUCUCCCCCUAUCAGCUGUCAGAGAGCCCGUACCCACCUGCUAGCCUUUCUCAAGAUUCAAGUACUGUACACAGACCUCAGCCGCUGCCGCCGCCCUCGAGUCAUCAGAGUUCUGGAGGGGCGGGGCAGGAGGGCGGGGCUUCCUACUGUCUCUCUAGUCGGCAUGGUUACGCAGGAUAUUCAGAUACCUUUGGACCUCAUAACAGUCACGCAAACUCUUCCAUCAGUAAUGGACUGUCUUCUCAGGUUAUGGGACUAAUAACUCCAGCUGGAGUUGCACAUCAGACCCAGGCUGAGUUUUCUCUGUCGUCUCUCAGCGGCGCUCUGGAGUCGGGUGGAUCCGUCAGCAGCACCUGCUCUCAGCGCAUCGAGCCCCUGUCGACUCUACCUGCCCUCUCCAACCUGCCCAGUCCACAGUCUUACGGCCCGGCCUCCUUCUACAGCAUGGAGCACAGCGCCCCCUACCAGUACAGCCAGUAUGGACAAAGUAAGAUUCCUUUCAUUAUCUGAGGCCUGAAAUUGCCUGAACGGGUCGCUCAACUCAACUGUCCCAAAGUCCUGCAUUUUCAAAGCCGGAAUUAGGUUUUUCCACAGACAGAGAUUCAAAAUUCUUUGACUUGGCAAUAAAAAUGAAACUGUUAUGCCACAGGAUGGCACAGCCACACACACACACACACACACACAGCCGGCAGAUCAAAAGGGCUUUUUCUGUCUAAAACAUUCCCUUGAACUCUUCUUCAAAAAGCCUUCCAACAGAAUUAUCCACAAUCCCAGAAAACAAAACAAGACAAGCUGAAUCAAAAUGAAAUAGGAGACAAUUGUGUAUGAUUUUACUGCAAAACAUGUUUAAGUGCAAUAUGAGAAAUAGAAAUGCAUGGCCACAUUCAUACAAGACAUCCGCAGCCACUGAGGUCUUUGCAACCAACGGCCGUCCAAAGCAAGAGCCUGGAACGAGAUCGCCGUUCUUAUGAUGCCAGACACAUCGCUCUCUGCCCACGUUGUAAAUAAAAGACAAAUAUUUUAGAGAGGACAAUGAACUUUUUCUCGCACAUUCCUUGACAAUGAAUGAUAAUUUUUUAUUUUAUUUUUUUAAAUGAGGGAUGAUUAGAAAGUUAUACAGUAUUUGGGAACUGUUUUGCUUAAAGGUAUCCUAUGUAACUUUUGGGCCUCUAAAAAAAAAUCAAAACUGUGUGCAUCUUAACACUUGGUUGUGUUUUGGUUGUGCGUGACUGUGUGGAUGAAUAUGGUUAUCCUACUGCUCAUAAAACAUUCACUACUAGGCUUAAGAGCAAUCUGAUCUCAUGGAAAAACGUACCUAUGGAAACAUUUUAGCAAAACGCAAAAAAUGUACAUAUCACUGCAGUUUCCAAAAGAAAUGAACACUAGAGGCAGUAAAACAGUAAGCACUUUUAAUCGUUUUCAUACACAGUUAUGAUUACAGGGUCAGAUUAUGGAUUAACAAAGACUUGUUUUCACGUCUCCGUGCGCAAUAUUAUGUUAUGAUCUCAAAACACUUUUUACCAAAGUGCAUGAUUUGUAAACAAAUAUUUUGGACUUUGCAUCGCUUAACCAGCUCCAUAUGUUUCGCUUUUUCUGACAUAACAAGCUUGCUCAGCUGGUACGAAAUUGUACUUUGGAUUGCGUAAGCCUUGGGUACGAAUCCCGUGAAAACAUGAUGCAUGAUAAAAGAGCUCGCAGAUGAGAGAUGAAAAACAAGCUAAAAUGGCAUGAUUACGAUGGCGUUUUUAUGCCACAUUUGCUUUUGUUAAAGGAUUAGUUCACUUUCAAAUGAA